This is a messenger RNA of Salvelinus namaycush (lake trout), 4012 nucleotides long. Its product is annotated as unconventional myosin-Ig-like. The transcript is spliced from 22 exons. Gene Ontology annotation, biological process: actin filament organization; vesicle transport along actin filament. The record is from RefSeq and is a predicted model, not a curated record. The coding region runs from base 1 to 3006 and encodes 1001 amino acids. Gene Ontology annotation, cellular component: vesicle; plasma membrane; myosin complex. Gene Ontology annotation, molecular function: microfilament motor activity; ATP binding; actin filament binding. NCBI's taxonomy places the organism in Eukaryota, Metazoa, Chordata, Actinopteri, Salmoniformes, Salmonidae.
AUGGCGGCGCUGGAAGACCUGGAGUUUGGGAAGUCUGAUUUUGUCCUUCUGGACGAGGUGAACAUAGAGCAGUUUAUGGAGAACCUGAAGCUGAGGUUUGAGAAAGCCCGUAUCUACACCUUCAUAGGAGAGGGGGUGGUGUCAGUCAACCCUUACAAACAGAUGGACAUCUACGGGAAGGAGGACAUCAACGCUUACCGCGGCCGGGAGCUGUACGAGAACCCUCCCCACCUGUACGCUGUGGCCGACGCUGCGUACAAGGCCAUGAAGAGACGAGCCAAAGACACCUGCAUCGUCGUUUCAGGUGAGAGUGGAGCAGGAAAGACAGAGGCUAGCAAGUACAUCAUGCAGUACAUCGCAGCCAUCACCAACCCCAGCCAGAGAGCAGAGGUCGAGAGUGUGAAGAACGUUCUGCUGAAGUCCAACUGUGUGCUGGAGGCCUUCGGUAACGCCAAGACCAACCGCAACGACAACUCCAGCCGCUUCGGCAAGUACAUGGACAUCAACUUCAACUUCAACGGCGACCCUACCGGCGGACAUAUUAACAACUACCUACUGGAGAAGUCAAGGGUGGUGCAGCAGAAUGGGGGUGAGAGGAACUUCCACUCCUUCUAUCAGUUACUACGGGGAGGCUCAGUAGAUAUGUUGAAGUCCCUUCACCUGCACAAUGACCCUGCCAACUAUGUGUACACCAGAGAAGGAGCUGUCGCCACUACGUGCAACAACGACCGGUACAGCCACAACGCAGUGCUGAGUGCCCUGAAUGUGAUUGGCUUCUCAGAGGAGGAGAUUCACUCGAUCUACAGAAUCCUGGGGACCAUCCUCAUCCUGGGUAACCUGCAGUUUGAGACAGACAGUGAGAGUGUCCUGGUGGUGGGGAUGGGGGACGUGAGUCACAUCGCUGAGCUGACCAGCACAGAGCCAGACAACGUGACCAAGAGCCUGCUGUACCGCACUGUGGCCACCGGGGGCGGAGAAGUCAUAGAGAAGGGACAUUCUGAGAAAGAGGCCUGCUUCGGCCGGGAUGCUUUCACCAAGGCUCUCUAUGAGAGACUAUUUGGUUGGAUUGUAGGCCGUAUCAACGCUGUUAUUGAGGUGAAAGACUACAACCCAGUGCUUCAUGGGAAAAACACAGUUAUUGGAGUGCUGGAUAUUUACGGCUUUGAGAUCUUCGACAACAACAGCUUUGAGCAGUUCUGCAUCAACUACUGUAACGAGAAGCUGCAGCAGCUCUUCAUCCAGCUGAUCCUUUGCCAGGAACAAGACGAGUACAAGAGAGAGGGUAUCAUCUGGCAGCAUAUUGACUAUUUUAACAACCAGAUCAUCGUGGACCUGGUGGAACAGCCCCACAAAGGCAUCAUCUCUGUGCUGGACGAGGCCUGUCUCUCUGUAGGGAAGGUGACAGACAUCGUCUGCCUGGAGAGUAUGGAUGCUAAGCUGGGACAACACCCCCACUACACCUCUCGCAAGCUCACGCCCUCAGACAAGACCAUGGAGUUCCACAGAGAUUUCCGUAUCCUCCACUACGCUGGAGACGUCACAUAUUCCGUUGAGGGCUUUUUGGACAAGAACAAGGACCCCCUUUUCCAAGAUUUCAAGAGGCUCAUGUUUAACAGUUCCAACCCUGUGAUGAAGGAGAUGUGGCCUGAUGGUCAGCUGAGCAUCACAGAGGUCACCAAGCGACCCCUGACGGCAGCCACCCUCUUCAAGAACUCCAUUGUGGCCCUAGUGGAGAAACUGGGCUGCAAGGAGCCUUACUAUGUACGCUGCAUUAAACCAAAUGAUAUGAAGUCUCCCCUGCUGUUUGACGACGCCCGCUGCCAACACCAGGUGGCGUACCUGGGCCUGCUGGAGAACGUCAGAGUGCGGAGGGCAGGGUUCGCCUACCGCCAAGCCUACACACGCUUCCUACAGAGGUAUAAGAUGAUCUGUGUGUACACCUGGCCCAACCACCUGAUGGAAACAGACAGGGAGGCAGUGGAGGCUAUUGUCACGCAGCAUGGUUUCCAGGAUGACGUCGCGUAUGGACAUACCAAGCUGUUUGUGCGAACGCCAAAGUCUCUCUUCACCCUGGAGCAGGAGAGAGCCGCUCUCAUCCCUGUCCUGGUGCUGUUCCUACAGAAGGUGUGGCGCGGGGCGCUGGCGAGGAUGCGUUGCCAUCGGAUGCGUGCCAUCUUUGCCAUCAUGGGCUGCUACAAGCGUUACAAGGUCAAGGUCCACUUCUGGGAGGUGGAGCGGCGCUUCGCCAACGUAGGCAACAUGGAUGACUAUGGGAAAAGCGUGGAGUGGCCCACACCACCAGCAGCCCUCACUCAAUUCCACAGCAUCACGCAGAAGCUGCACCGCAGGUGGCGUGCGUGGCAGAUAGUGAAGAACAUCCCACCGUCUGACAUGGGGGAGGUAAGGGCCAAGGUGGCUGCUCUGGGGGCCCUGAAUGGGGAGAGGAAGGACUGGGGCUGUGGUCGAACCUGGGAGAGAGACUACCUGGCUAAUGUGAGGGACAGUCAUCGGAGCAGCUCCAACUUCAUACUAUUCUCCCAAGAGCUCAGGAACAAAGACGGGUACAACCAGGUUAUCUUCUCUGGAUUCUGUAGGAAGAUGAACAGAUUCAGUAAAAGCACAGACAGAGCUUUGCUGAUCACAGACAAACAUAUCUACAAACUGGACCCCAAAAAACAGUUUAAAGUGUUGAAAAGACUGCCUCUAGAAGUGAUGACAGGCCUGAGCGUCACUGCAGGCGUUGACCAGAUGGUGGCGCUACACACUUCCUCCCAGGAUGAUGUUCUUCUCUACAUCCAGAGAGGGGAGCUGUGCCCCGACCAGGACCGCAUCGGGGAGCUGGUGGGAACGAACACCCCUCUCCCGGUGAAGGUUUGCUGCUCGGCUGUCCAGCUGCACAUGCGGGGCAAGCCCAAGAGCGUAACCGUGGAGACCAAGGCCGGCCAGGCCAACGCAGACUUCAGGAAGAGCCGCGACGGAUUCAUCCUCCUGAUCCCAUCCAACUGAGACAGUCACCACUAGCUCCCCCAGCCAAUCACAAAUCUGGACCUGGAAGACAGUUCCACUGCUGAUUUACAUUCUUCCUCUCUAAUAUAGGACUGAUUUAGACCUGGGACACCAGGUGGUGCAGUUCAUUAUCAGGUAGAACAGAAAACCCAGCAGUCCUCCAGACCUCCAGGCUCAGACUUGAAUAUCCCUGAUUUAUCCUCUGGACUGUAUCAAAGGGCUACAGUAGAGGGAGAGUGAAUCCUCAACCCAUUUCUCCACCCAUCUCAAAAGAUGGUCACCCCUCUAAUGUCUGUAGUUCAGACCAGAGAUGGUCACCCCUCUAAUGUCUGUGGUUCAGGCCAGAGAUGGUCACCCCUCUAAUGUCUGUGGUUCAGGCCAGAGAUGGUCACCCCUCUAAUGUCUGUGGUUCAGGCCAGAGAUGGUCACCCCUCUAAUGUCUGUGGUUCAGGCCAGAGAUGGUCACCCCUCUAAUGUCUGUGGUUCAGGCCAGAGAUGGUCACCCCUCUAAUGUCUGUGGUUCAGGCCAGAGAUGGUCACCCCUCUAAUGUCUGUGGUUCAGGCCAGAGAUGGUCACCCCUCUAAUGUCUGUGGUUCAGGCCAGAGAUGGUCACCCCUCUAAUGUCUGUGGUUCAGGCCAGAGAUGGUCACCCCUCUAAUGUCUGUGGUUCAGGCCAGAGAUGGUCACCCCUCUAAUGUCUGUGGUUCAGGCCAGAGAUGGUCACCCCUCUAAUGUCUGUGGUUCAGGUCAGAGAUGGUCACCCCUCUAAUGUCUGUGGUUCAGGCUUCAUCUUAUUGGAUGAAAACCAAUUCACUUUUUACGGCAGCAAGCUAAGGCAAAAGGUUUAGGAUUUGUCAUUGGCAGUUCAAUGUUUUAUUGUAUUAUACAGUAUAGGAUGCUUACAGGUAUAGCCUUUUCACUUUUUUUGUACUUUUCCAAGGAUGAAACAAAGACAUAUAGCCGAGAGACUGAACUACAAACAAGAGUAGCAAUAUUUCAUAUAGA